Messenger RNA from Geodia barretti, 831 nucleotides. The record is from the annotation of a GenBank genome assembly. NCBI's taxonomy places the organism in Eukaryota, Metazoa, Porifera, Demospongiae, Tetractinellida, Geodiidae.
AUGACACUCCUUCCAUCCGGCCGCCCCCGCCUGCAGGACAAGGUCGCCAUCGUCACCGGCGCUGGUUCCAGCGGUCCGGGCAUUGGCACUGGCAAGGCCGCCUCGAUCCUCUUCGCCCGCGAAGGCGCUCGCGUCCUGCUGGUCGAUCGCAACCUCCAGGCCGCUGAGGAGACCCUCGCGGUGAUCCACGAAGAAGGCGGCGAGGCAUCGGUCAUUGCGGCCGACGUCACCUCCGCCAGUGACUGUGAGGCCGUCGUCGACGCCGCGGUGGACCGCUACGGCGCGUUGCACGUGCUCUUCAACAACGUCGGCAUCACUGGUCCCGGAACCCCGACCGAUGUCGAGGAGAGCGUCUGGGACAACGUGCUUGACGUGAACUUGAAGAGCAUGAUGCUCACCACCAAGUACGCAGCGCCGAGGAUGAUCGAUGCCGGAGGCGGCAGUGUCAUCAACAUGUCCUCCAUCGCCGGCGUCCGCGCCGGUAGCGGCCUCGCCAGCAUCCCCUAUUCCGCCUCCAAGUCCGGAGUCAUCGGCAUGUCGGAGACCAUGGCCGUCCACCUUGGCCGCGACAACAUCCGCGUCAACGUCAUCGCGCCCGGCCACAUCUACACCCCCAUGGUCGCCGGCGCCAUGGCAGAGGAGACCCGGGAGAAUCGCCGAAAAGCCGGCCCCCUGGGCACCGAGGGGAACGCUUGGGACAUCGCCUACGCCGCCCUGUUCCUCGCCAGCGACGAGGCACGGUGGGUUUCCGGCGUCGUCCUCCCCGUCGACGCUGGCCUCCUCGCCGCCACUCCUCUAGCCAUGUACGGCCGCAUCCGUGACGAGAACUAA